Molecule: messenger RNA, 3814 nt
Organism: Amphiprion ocellaris (clown anemonefish)
Lineage: Eukaryota; Metazoa; Chordata; Actinopteri; Pomacentridae
Exons: 2
Coding region: 1625-3814 (729 amino acids)
Source: RefSeq, a predicted model, not a curated record
CACGUUUAUAGCCUGUUUUUAUAGGUGUCAAGUCAAACUGGAAGAAGCAUUUACAUAGGUGCUCAGCUGGGGCGGAACCAAUCUGCGGCUGCAGGUUGGUUACCGGCAGCAUAAAAUGGGACACACGCAGCACUGAGAGGGAAGGAGAAUGAAUGACCUCGCUCAAACAAAGUGGCUGUGAGCACAAGGAUUUGCGGCAAACUGACUGUGCAGGACCUGCUUCAUCUACGGAAAUCCGGGUGGCGGCCGGUUUUUCACCUAAACCUAUCAACCAACCCUAUUGACUAAACCUUUCAACCAAACCUGUCACCAAAGUUGCCAUCGUUGUAUUCUAUGACCUUGGAACUAUUGCAAAAUAAAAGAGGAGGAAAAGAAAGCAACUGUCUGAUUCAUGAGUGGAGCCCAGCUCAUAACCCGAGUAGAUGAACAUCCUUUUUCAAGUGGGGAAACUGCACACUUACCCUCAGGAAAUCAUCAAUGAUAGUCACGUGUCAUUGAAAUUGGGGGAACACUUGACAGUGAAAAACCGCUGCAGUAGCGCAGUACUGAAGAUCCAGGAAGCGAGAACUGAGGUCCAACCUGGAAUCCUGAAAAGGAUAACCUAAAGCGUAUUAAGGUGCCUUUUAUGACUUCAUUGGAGAAAAAAAAAAAAUCUGAACUGGAAAUAAGCAUGGCUGGUCAAGAACUCAAAUCAAUUGAGCAGCUCAAGGUGGAGAGGACUACAGCAAAAAGACUGUUUUCUCGUGUUAACAGCAUUACAAGGACCUACAGAGACAUGUCUGAAGAGGAGCUCAGAGACAGUUUCAAUAAACUCACAAUAGAGGCAGAGAAAGUCAUGGAAUCCAAUGAUGAUGUGGAGGCCGGGCUUAUCGCAGAGCUAGAGGCGGCAUCUGACACAAGUGGAGGAGCUGUAUUAACUGAGCAGCAGAGAGCCGACAUAGAAAAGACUGUGAAAGAAUGUGAGAUGAAACUCAAGGAGGUCAAAGCGCUCAUCCAGGAGACUUUGUGGGCUAACUUUGGGAAUGCUGAACUACCCACUGCGAUACAGGCAGCUGAGGCUGCGUGUCAUCUCGCUGCUGCGACAUGACCUGAUGGGAAUGAGGAAGCAUAUGAUUUUAGACUCACUCACCUGCAGGAGCUAGUGAAGACUGCAAAGGAUGUCUAUAGCCGGUGGAAACGUUGGGUUCCCCCAGACGAGCAGCAGGCUUUCCAGAGUUGCUUAAGGGAGCUGGAACUCUCUGUCCCAAAAUUAGUGUCCAGAAAGGCCGAUUUCAUCCAUGCAAGGGUUAAAGACGAGGCUGAACGACAGACCCAGAGCAGCAGUGCUUUCAGUUAUCCAGUGCCAACCAUCCGGUUAAGACCUGUGGCCCUUCCCAGGUUUGCAGGGAACCGGCGCGAUUUCCAUAAGUGGAGAAGGGACUGGGAAGCACUGCAGAACCAAGGUGAACCCACUGGCUCAAAAGAAGUGAAAAAGUUCCAAUUACUGGACAGUAUUGAGGAUAAGAUCAUAAGAGACCUUCGGCUCACAUCCUACAGCACAGCUGAUGACAUCUUUCGUGUCCUGGAGAAUCGCUUUGGCAACCAAACAUCAAUUGCUAUUGAAGUUGUGGAAGACCUACAGAAGAUGCCAGCUGUGAAAGGUCAUCAGCCACGGAAAAUAGUGGAAUUAAUUCAAGCUGUGGAAAAGGCACUUCAGGAUCUGAGUGACCUAGGAGAAACAGGUGCCAUUAAAAACCCACUGGUGACAAAAUCCAUUGAAAGCAAACUUCCAGAACACCUCAAGAAGGAAUGGCUGGUUUAUGCUGCUGACAGGAGGAAUGCUGUGACACCAGAGAAGCGCUUCGAUAGUCUCUUAACAUUCCUCAAAGAACAGGAAAGCAUAUAUGAGCAACUCGAGCAGCUGAGGGAGGAAGAACCAGGUAAAAAAGAAACUAGGAUUGAACCAAGACAUGCCAGAACCAGAUCUACAAAAGCAGACAACGACCAUCUAGUUUGUGUAGUCUGUGGUGAUGGAAAGCACAAAAGAAGGCUCUACUUUUGCAAACAGUUUCGAGCACUAAAGCUAAUGGAUAAAAAAGCUGCAGUAAGGAGGCUGGGAGCAUGCAAAAAAUGUCUCGAGGUUCAUGAUGACAGUUCAUUCUGCAAGCCUACUUACCUGUGUAGAAACCCCGACUGCAAGAAUGAACAUGUUCCAGAGCAUCACUACUACCUGUGUCCUAAUGCUGAGACAAAGAAAAGGGGUACAUGCCAUAAAAAGAGCAGCUUCGGUUCAGAUGAAGACAAAGGCCGGAGAAAGUACACAGAGGAUCAAGAGGAGUUCUUAAGAAAACUCUCACCAGAGCUGGUAGAACAGUGCCGAGAAGUGUUCUCUAAUACUGCAUCUAGAGCUUUCAACACAGUAAAAAAUCGACCAAGCUUACUCAUGGAUAGUGGAAUGCAGGAGCUUCCAGUAAUCAUGAUGCUUCUAGAGGUCACUGCAAAUGCUGGACAGAAAAUUGGGACAUUAAUUGACUUGGCUUCUGACACCAAUUACAUAACCCAUAAGGCUGCAAGCGGGUUGAACCUCAGAAGUGAAGAAAUCACCCUUAUCGUUCAUGGAGUUGGAGGGAUGAAGGUUCACGUAGAGACGAAGCGGUACCUUCUAAAGAUUCGAGUUAAAACUGCCAAAGGCACUCUGAAGUCUCAUCAGUUGGUUUGUUAUGGACUGGACAACAUUGCAGAUGUUCACAGGCAUGUGACACCAAAACAGCUGCAGAGGUUCUUUCCAGAUGUACCUCUUGAGGAACUGGUGAGGCCUAAAGAAAUACAGCUACUCAUCAGCCACAGGGAAGGCCAGCUAGCACCUCAGAGAAUAAAAGCUGUUGGAGAUCUCGUGUUGUGGGACGGACCACUUGGCAAGACAGUUGGAGGUUCUCAUCCUGAGCUCUUUGAGGGACUUAUCUUGUCAGCCCGUCUUUCCAAUACACACUUUGCAAGAUCCAUGAGGACAGCUGCUGCAAAAUAUGAGGAAGUCAUUACCACUGUCCAAGGUCAGCUUUCACCCAGCAAACAAGCUGCUGUAAAGUUCCAUGAGUCAAGUACAUCGGCCACCAAGCGGGGCGACUUCUUGGAAUGGUGGAGGUGGGAUAGUAUUGGAGCAGCAUGUGAACCUAAAUGUGGAGGCUGUCGCUGUGGAAACUGCCAGCCAGGUGGCAAAGAAAUGUCUCUUGCUGAGGAGAGAGAGCUUGAGAUAAUAAGACAAGGCCUCACAUAUGUCAUAGAGGACAGCCACAGCAAAGAACCACAUUGGCACACAAAGUAUCCCUGGUUAGAGGAUCCAGGAUCCCUGCCAAAUAACAGAACAGCAGUGGAAGCUACAUUUCUCAGGACAGAGAGGCAGCUAUCCAAAGAACCUGAAUGGAAGGGAGCCUACGCCGCACAAGUGCACGACAUGGUGAAUAGAAAAGCUGCGGUUAAACUGUCCAGAGGGAGGAUUAUCGAUUGGAAUGGACCAGUUUGGUACGUGAGCCACCUAAUUGCUCCUAACCCUCACUCUGUUACUACCCCAGUGAGACUUGUAUGGAACAGCAGUCAAAAGUUCAGAGGUAUAAGCAUGAACGAUCUACUGAUGAAAAGUCCAGAUGUCCUCAAUCAGAUUCGAGCAGUCCUCCUUAGAUUCAGAAGCGGAGUUUACGCUGCUCUAGGAGAUAUAAAGAAAAUGUACAACAGUCUGGUUGGAGGAACGAGAAGUACAUCUACACAGAUUUCUUUGGCGAGACUCAGAAGAGGAAGAGCUUGGGGAAUAUGCCAUCACGAGAGUAAACAUUGGAGAUAA